CAACGGUUGUGUUUCACAUUGUUCGAGAAGAAAUAGCGAGACAAAGUACGAAAGACACAGUAGUUAUAAGAAAGAAGAUAUUUGAUAAAAUAUAGGUCGAUUUGAAAAAUAGUAUCACUUUUUAAAUCGGAAUAAAUUUUUUUGAUGAUGUAGAUAGUGAUUCUUCACAGAUGGGAUAUAUGUGCGAUAUCUGAGGUUUCAAACGCCGAUUCAAGGGUUGGAGAUACGGGAUAAACUGUCCUAGGAAUGAGGAAUACGCUAUUCAAGGAUUGAGGAAUAAACUGUUUUAGGAUUGAGGAAUAAAGUAAUCGAUUAUUGAGGAAAAAACCGUUCGAGGAUUGUGGAAUAGACCAUUCGAUGACUGAGGAAUACUCAAUUCGCAUACUUUAGCCGCUAGAUGGUGACACUAUAGCCUAAUCAUGUCGAAUGCAGGUUCAACGUCCAUCAGCUGGAGAACUGAGUCUGCUGCUAGUUCAUAUGACGUCACAAAACCAAUGACGUCAAAUUCAUCGGUCCCACGGAAGAAAAAAAUGAAUGUAGCAUCAGCGAAAAACUCUGGUAUGAAGUUUCCAUCUUGGACGGGUGGAAAACCCAUCCGGGCAUCUCGUUCCUCAUCACCACGUGAUCAUCUCCAAAGUAACCAGGGGAACUUUCCGAUUAUUCGCCGUAGUCUCGAUGUGAAAGGCGAGCAUAACGUGAAUAAUAUUGUAAGUAGGUUGUCUACCCCUACGUUAUCUGCUAAAAUGAAAAACGUGAAAUACAAACCAAACGUUGCGAUGAUGAACAUGAACUACUACUCGUGGGCCAACAUGGCCGCCUACAAAGAUCAUCAACGCACUCUCUAUACCGGAAAUGGAACUAUGAAACGGUCUAAUUGCAAAUCAGCAAAACGUUAAACCCCCGGAUUUUUUUUUUUUUUUUUUUCUUUUUUUUAUCUUGGAAUGGUUCCUGUUCAUUCCCACGGUUGUUCGGUUAACGAAGCAAAUAUCAAAACGGUUAACAAAUCAAGUUUGUGACAUUGUAUUCUAAGUGAAAUUAGAGAGAAAAGUAGCGAAAGUUAGAAAGUUGUUUUUAAUCAACAUGUGCUUGUGUAUUAUCAUUACAAACACUUUUAAUCAAUAAAAUAGAGCCAUCAUCAAUAUUUGCCUCCAGUAAUGUUUAUUCAAAUAACUUACUAAGGGUGUUUGUAAGACACCAAGUCUGAGAUUCUUGGAUGACGUCAUUGAUCUUGGGGAUAAAAUAGAUUUACUUGCACGUUGUACUUUAUAUUUAUUAUGCAACAUGUGAUAUGGCGCCUUAUCUAGAAUAAUCUACUCCAAAGCGCUUUACAGUAUAAAUAUAAAUGUGCAAACAACAAAAGUUAUCAAUCAACACCAUUUUUAUUAUGAUUUUGUAGAAGCUGCCUUAUCAGGCGCGAACUACUAGUCCUAUGCCACCUGGUUACUAUCUCCAAGUGUUAGCAUGCCUGUACAGGGGCUGUGAUAAAAUGUGUUAUGUUUUGCAGUAAUACAGGAUAUUACCGCGGCUUAUAUCGAAUAAGUGUAUAGAUUAUACCCAGGCUGACAAAGGAUUAUGAAGCCAACAGUUGAAGGAUGUUUUCAUCAUGUCCUGCACAAUAUAGAUUUGGAUUUCCGACCAUAAUUGAUGUAUUAUGGUAUACUUAACAAACAUUAAAAUAUAUGUCUAAUAUCUAAUAAUAUAUUUAAGACAAAAUGGUACCUUUGUGCCUAAAAAUAAAUGUCAAACGCAGAAAAAAAAUGCAUUUACCGUCGAAAAAACAAUUUUUGUUCAAUAAUUUCUAGCAAGAUAAAAAUGACUAUAGUGUUGUAUGCAUGCUCAUUGUUUAUUCAACAACAUUUAUGUUGACUCUGUGUGAUCCAAAGGGUAUUAACCAUGAACCAAUAAGCUAAAUGUAUACAGUGGCUAUUAAAUUAAGUUGUUCAGACAGAUUCACCAUGCU
Messenger RNA from Mizuhopecten yessoensis (Yesso scallop), 1960 nucleotides. RefSeq lists its product as uncharacterized. NCBI's taxonomy places the organism in Eukaryota, Metazoa, Mollusca, Bivalvia, Pectinida, Pectinidae. The record is from RefSeq and is a predicted model, not a curated record. The transcript is spliced from 2 exons. The coding region runs from base 420 to 896 and encodes 158 amino acids.